Molecule: messenger RNA, 2337 nt
Organism: Neospora caninum
Lineage: Eukaryota; Apicomplexa; Conoidasida; Eucoccidiorida; Sarcocystidae
Exons: 6
Coding region: 1-2337 (778 amino acids)
Biological process (GO): endoplasmic reticulum unfolded protein response
Cellular component (GO): Hrd1p ubiquitin ligase ERAD-L complex; endoplasmic reticulum membrane
Molecular function (GO): ubiquitin-specific protease binding; misfolded protein binding
Source: RefSeq, a predicted model, not a curated record
AUGGGCCGAAGAGCGGCGCUGUCCUCUCGCUGCCUCCGGCACUGGCCAGGCAGCCCUCCUACCGCGCGAUGCGUCCUGGCUCUCCUCGUUCUUUGCAGCGCUGCGGUGAGCCUCGACCCGAGAACGGUCGAAGGCCUGACGUUUCGCGCUUCUGAGGGCCUGCCAAGUUUCGGGGGGAGACCGCGGGCUCUUGAGGGAAGGGACAACGCGCCGCUGCCGCCCACGCAUCCAUUCCGCUUCUCCGUUGACGAAACAAGUGGACGAGGCGGGACCGCGUUCCACGAAACCCUGAAGAGACGAUGGGCCCACGACUCCGCUGGCCGCCUGCCUCUCCCGACCCCGCUGCUCCACCGAGCACGCCGACACCCAGGCGCUCCGUUGUCGCUCUUUCUCGGUGCGCAGCCUGGGGCGCCACUCGCUCUCGCCUUUCCCCGUCUCGCUCGUUCGUCUGCUCAUCUUCCUUCUCCUGCAGCCCGUUCGGGAACUCCGCGUUUUCAGCGUGCCCGGUCUCUGUUGUUUUUGGACGCGUCGUCUCGUCGUUCUGCGAAGGGAAAGCACACGCGAGUUCCGCGGGAGAAGAAGCCAACCGACCUCGUUCUCUUGCCUGCGAAACGCGCCCGAGGCAGUGGCAUCGAGCGUCCCGUCGCUGUCCUCUUUGGGUUGCUGGACGCCGUUGCCUGGUGGAAGAAGCCGGAGCAGGAGAGCUCUUCCGGGGGAGGCAGGGAUUUGUGCGCGCAGGACGCCGAAGGAACUGAUCCGGACGCGCUGUUCAGUGAAGACGAAAGCGCGACAGACGAGGGCGCGAGCACAGCGGCAGCGACCGCCGAGGCUUUUAGCUCCCCUCUGGCGGCCUUCGUUGUGCACCAGUGGAAGGCGACACCCAAGCUGACAAAAGGGUAUCUGUCCAUUGCGGCAGCGCUUUCGCUCCUUUCGUCUUUCUCUUCGUCGAGGCACUUUGCUCCGUCUGCGCUGCUGUUCGACGCGGAGGCUCUCCGGCGCGGCCGGGAGCUCCACCGUCUGUUUUCGUCUUUGUUUUUCCUCGGUCCGUUCUCUCUGUCGUCUCUGCUCUCCUUCUCCUUCGUCCACGCCUACCUGGGAGGCCUGGAAGUCCACUUUCAGCGGACGCACUCUCCCGGCACUUUCCACCGCAUGCUUGCAUUCGCGCUGGGGUGUACAUACAGCCUGGCGACUUUGAAACAGAUUCCGAAUGACCAUCUCCUGCAGACCGUGUGUACGUUUCUCCUCUACAUCUGGAGCAAAACGCACCCGGGCGGCGAGGCCGACGUCUACGGCCUGUGCACCAUUCCGAACGAGUACCUUCCCUUCUUCUUUUUACUUCAGAACUGGAUUCUCGAAGGUCCGUCGACGAGCGCGGCCGACUUGACUUACCGGGAAGCCUCUUCCUUUGUCCCUGCGAAGAUUCAGUCCGCCACUCCGUUGCCUCACGUGACGCUCAUCAAGGUUCCGCCGUUCGUCGCGGCUGCUUGGCGAGCUGCCGAGAAACAGAGCGUUGUGGGCGUCACGUACACAGACCCCAAGACGAAGAAGAAGUGCAUUUUCGGCGUGGCAGAUCCGCGCGGGUCGGGGGCGGGCGGCGACGGCGGGAAGGACGCCGACAGCGAGCGCGACGCGGAGAAGAACGAGCGCCAAACCGCGAGUGCGCGCGCUCCGGCGCCCGUCUGCCAGCUCCAGUGCGCCUCAGUGAAACCCAACAAACUGCAUGUGCUCCAGCAACAGAGCGGGACCUUUCCUGCCGCCGCCGACGUCCUGUGCGUCGUGGAAGAGUCUUCGAACUUCGUUCCGCUCCUCGACCGCACCUACCACAGCUUCCUGCGCAGAAGACACGAAAGCAUCGACGUGUUCAAGUCGCGCGGAACCAUCGAAGAGACCCGCAGAGACACCGGACUCGACUCGACUGCAACCCUCUUCCACUUCCACACGCCAAAGCCUGCUGCAUCGAGCGUGGGAGGUGUCGGAGAAGAAGACGAUGAAUUCGCCAUGCUGGGAGGCCGACGUGGCGGCAUGAGCGCGGCAGAGGCUGCGCGGACGAGAACUGUGAAACAGAAGAAAGCAGUGGUCACCAUCGACGAGGAUUCGUUGAAGUUGCGCCUCUUCUCCAUCUUUGAAGCCGCGGGAGCGAACGGCUUACAACUGAAGCAAAUCGCUAUGCAGACGGGCCAACCUCUUUCCUUUGUUCGCCAAGUUGUCGAAGAAAUCGCUGAGCCUCGGAAGCGCGCGAGUGACAGAAAGACCGUGUUCUUCCUGAAAGAUCAGUACAAUCCAUAUGCGUCUCUGGCAGGGGAAGAACCUUUGGCAAAGAAACCGAAAGUCAUUUGA